Molecule: messenger RNA, 6984 nt
Organism: Leucoraja erinaceus (little skate)
Lineage: Eukaryota; Metazoa; Chordata; Chondrichthyes; Rajiformes; Rajidae
Gene: cusr
Product: Copper-only SOD repeat protein
Exons: 10
Coding region: 610-3591 (993 amino acids)
Biological process (GO): superoxide metabolic process
Molecular function (GO): metal ion binding
Source: RefSeq, a predicted model, not a curated record
GUUGGAUUAUGUGCUUCAGUGCUCAGAUGGAGUUUGAAUGCGCCACUUGUUUUGUUUUCCGUUGCGUUAGCCUGGUGAAAAGCCGGUAAUUUGCUACGACGUUUCACCUUGAACGUGGUUCGCUGUAACACAGAAUCCACACUGGCGUCCUUGCGUGCACGUCUCCCGUCUGUUUUUUUUCUGUCUGGUUACAUGAUUCAUGGAAAGUGUUAGCACUGUAAGUUACAUCCAGUGCAGACUCGCCGCGCAACUGGAAUCAUCGUAACCGAGGAAAGAAAACUAACGGAUCAGAAACAGCGGGCUCACUGGCAGUUUCUAAUACACCGGAUUCAACUAAUUUAUAUGGAGAAGUAUUUACCGAUUGAAAACACACCGGACGAACUCAAUUAGUGAAACAGUAAUAACAACUGUCAAAUCCUUCACCUUUAAAAAGAAAUCUAAUUCAGUCAACCUCGGUCACCAAAUGGGCUGAGCCACACGCCAGCUACCCAAUCGCCUGGCGGCUAUUCCAAUGAGCUGAGUUAUAAAACUAACUGUUUGAAAGCCGAAAGUGUGGCGUUUGGUUACCGAGAGCAGACGCGUUGUACAGCUCAGAGGAGCACCAUCGUAAUGGCUACAAUGUGGAGUGUUGUACUUGUUGCAAUGAUCGCAUCGGUGUCGUCCGAACGCUACACAGCUGAAAUAAACAUGGGAAAGGUUCUGGGGACAGUAGAGUUUAACAAAACUUCCCAGAAGAUAACCAUAAAUCUGUCGACUGAUUGCGCCCAAGUUGAUAUUUCAAUACACGAAUUCCCGGUCAUGUACGGCAAUUCCAAGGAUCCCUGCAGCGAAGCGAACGUAGGUGAGAAAAUCUACGGGUUCAUAGCAAACAGUACGACCGAGACUCUGGCGGACAACAAGUUAUUUCAGAUGAAGUCCGACCUCUCCGAUCUGUCCCUCGUCAUCGCGGGCUGUCGGAAUGGAAGCAAAGCGUGCGCUACUCUAAAGAAAGACGUGUCUACCAAUACCUGGCAGGGGAAGUUUUUUUCUUCGGUAGCCGGGGAUGUGUACAUCCGUCAAAACGACGGGGAGAGCACGGCGAGGGUACUGGCUAACCUGAUGGUGAUCAAUGAUAGCCUUGGGCAGAUGAACGUGACUCUCUACCUGCAAGAUGGGGCUACCAGCUGUACCGCAGCGGCACAGAACAGUGGGCAAAGCAAUAGGUUCUUACUCGGCAUUUUCAAAGUUGGCACUCCUCUGAACCAUGUUAAAAGCCGCAUUGACGGAGUCACUUUACCCGGCGGCAGUCCCAAACCCUUAUUGUACAUGUACGACGGGGCGGCGUGGUCUUGCGCUGAAGUUCAGAGGAUGGAAGCCAAGCAGGUGUGGGCUUACAUGGAUAUGAAAGGUGUGAAAGGAACUUUCAAAUUUCGCCAAGUUUCUCCCUUUGAUGUCACCAACUACUAUGUCUCGCUGAUGAACCUGAGGUCCAUGGCCAGUGCUUACCACGUACACAAUUUCCCAUUGCCUCAGCGACGCACCACAUUGGAUAACCUGUGUGGUAACGAUAAUCUAGGAGGGCACUUGGAUCCUUUUGGGAAGAAGCCAUCCGGUUCUUAUCCCCAGAGUAUGAACGAAACUCAGGAUCAAUAUGAAAUAGGGGACUUGAGUGGAAGGCAUGGCUUUAUGAAAGGACUGGACACGUUUGAAGAGCAUUUUAAGGACUGGAAUCUUCCAUUGUUUGGGAAAAAUAGCAUUAUUGGCCGUUCGGUAGUUGUCCAUUACCCCAACUCUACUAGGUGGGUGUGUAGUACAAUCGGAUAUCCUGGUGAAGUCCUUAGUGCUGAGGCCAUAUUUAAGGGCCCAGUGUCUGGAAGAAUCGUUUUUCGACAACUGAAGAGCAACCCCUAUUCAGACUUGUCCAUUUUUAUGGACCUUUCCUAUACAAACUCAUCCUCUACGCCAACAUAUGAUCACCUCUGGUACAUUCAUGAAUACCCCAUAAGCUCUGAGUUGGAUUCCGAUACAAACGCUUGCUUAAGCACCAAGGGACAUUUCAAUCCUUUCAAAGUAGAUGUUGGAAGCAACUAUAAUAUUGAGUGUAGUCCAGACAGCCCUUUCCGAUGUGAAGUUGGAGACUAUGCUAAAAAACAUAAAGCAAUAAUGCUGACCAACAAUGUCAAAGCAGUUGUCAGUAAGAAUUUCUUUACUGACACCACUUCAUCCCUUGCUGGGCCAUUGAACAUUGUUCCUCGAUCAUUGGUCAUUCUUGGGAAAAAUCUCUUAAUCCAACCUUUAGCUUGUGCUAAUGUAACCAUACUUCGCCUAGCUUCUGUGGAAACUAAUUUGUGGAAAGGCAUUGGAAAAGUUAAUGGAAAGAUUGCUUUCAAACAAUCUUCAGAUUUAGACCUCACUGUUGUGGACGUUAUGUUAACAGAUCUGAAUAACAAGACUGAAACUUAUGGCAUCCACACACUUCCCAUCAAAACUGACUCUCCCAAUGCAGAUUCUUGUUCUGUUACUAGCGUUGAAGGCCGCUACAACCCUUUCAAUGUGAAUGGAUCUUUGUCACCCGAACCAGGCAAUGGUACAGUUGAUCAGUAUGAAGUUGGUGAUAUCAGUGGGAAAUUUGGGACACUAAAUGGUUUAAACCAAACUGAAAUAUAUAUGGACAUGAACAUGCCCUUGUUUGGACCUCACAGUAUUGUAAGACGUUCGCUGGUUGUUUAUCAAGACAAUGGAUCACCUUUGCGAUGUGCAAAUCUGUUACCUGUGAAGGCUGCAAAAGGAGAGUUUAUUCAAGCCAACGUUUCCUUCAAUGGUGUGGUGACUGGAAACAUUACGCUGUGGCAACAGGUCUUCCCAGAUGGGAGUUCAAGUGACACAACUAUGACUAUAGACCUUAAACCAACUGACCCAAACGCAGGUGGUAUGGAACAUCUAAUGUGGCACGUUCAUACUAAUCCGCUACAAUCUCCCGGAAACUGCAGUGGAUUAGGAGGACACUAUAAUCCUUACAACAUUGACACCAAGGAUGGCUAUAAGAACAGCUGCUCAUUAAGUUAUCCCUUGCACUGUGAGGUGGGAGAUUUAAAUUCCAAACAAGGUCCAAUAAGUCUUGGGAUGAGAUAUUUGAAGACCGAUGUCAGUCUCCCUUUAACUGGAGAUUUUACUGUUGUGGGCAGAUCAGUGGUAAUUCACAAUAACGAUCACAGUAAAAGCUUGAAGGACUGUGCUGACAUUGUUGCUGUUUCUUCAAUGAAGUCAUUAACUUUUCCAAAUGUAAACCCAUUUAGCAGAUAUGAAUUCCGCAGUACUGUUGCUGAGGCUCUUGGAAUUGCGCCCUGGAGAGUAACAAUUUUCCCAGGGGGCCCAUCUGCAGCCACUGUAACAGGAUGCCAGCAAAUCACUUUCUACGUGGCAGGAAAUGUUGAUACAACCAAAAUGGACAAUUUAGAGAAAAAUGAUAAAAUGGGUAAAUUCAAGGCCUCCAAAUCAUGCACAGCAGAUUCGAGUGGGACAAAUCCCGGCCUAUUCCUGAAUGCCAAACAGUUUGUAUUCUGGAUACUGACUCUGAUGUUGCAGCUUGCCCUCUACUCUGUAUUUGAAUAGUUGCAAUGGAAAUUGUGAGAGCCAUUUGCUUCAGAACCUCCAACUGGUCUAAAACAAAAUUGAGUAACGCAUUUAAACAAAUCCAGGGGUUUACUUUCAUCGACAUCUUUAGAUGGCACCACAUGGUCCGUUCUUAGAUUUGCACUUUAUUUUUCUAUGAAUCAUUGUGUAUUGCCUUAAAAUUAGGAUCUUUCAAAUGACAGCAUGUGAAUACUUCACGUCCUGCUAUUUAAAAGAAGUUGGACAAUGGCUCCAUUGAAACAAUAAAUAAGUAUCAAUGGGGAGAAUUUUGUCCUGGCUCACAUAUGCUUAACACAACAGAAUUGCAAAGGAGAGUUGGACUCCACUUCUAUUCCAUUGAUUGAAGUGAAACCAAACUAUUAUAGUGAAGCACAAAGUGUAGUUGUUUCUCUAGUUUAGCCCAUGUGACCAAGGUCAAAUUUCUAUCCCAUGUCACCAUUAUAAGGAUAUGUACACUAAUAUUCAAGAGCAUAAUCUUAAGGCAUCAGUGGUCAAAGGUGUCAAAAAUAAUGAACUCAAAGGAAUUACUUUGGUAAAUAUUCUGCAAAACGACAUGCAAAACACAUUCUUGAAUAAAAUUCAAGACCAUAUUCAAAUUGUACAUUAUAUACAUACGUGGAAAUUUGACAUAAUCUUUACAUCAUGCGAAUUUGGUAUAUUUACAUCUUAACCCGUACUGGUAGAAAUAAUAGACCAUCAAGACAAUAAAGUUCACUUUGAACUGUGGAAAAUUAGAUUGCUUACAUGAAACCCCUUUACAAAGAGCCUCCUUCAUUAACUUUCCCUGGGUUUUUCUAUUGUUCUUUCAUCACCAUUUGAUACAUUUGUCCAUUUCUUUAUUGUCACCAUCUCCUCUUCAACAGCUUCAGGGCAAAGCACUGGACAUCUGACUUGGGUCCGUACUCUUAAUCUACAUACCUGACUCAUCCUUGGUGCUCCCCACCUGAAACUAGUGACCCUCUCCCAAUACUGCCCCAUGAUCUCACCCCUGACUUGAUUAGCCCCAACACAGACUAACCUCUUAAGAAGACCCUCUGAAGAAGCGUCACCCGUUCCUUUUCUCCAGAGAUGCUGUCUGUCCCGUUGGUUACUCAAGCACUUUGUGUCUAUUUUCAGUUUAAACCAGCAUCUGCAGUUCCCUCCUACAUCUGGCCUCUUAACUGCCCGAUACAACUACCAUCAUUGCCCACCACUACUGACUUCUUCCUAGUCCCACCACCAAUCUGCAGCAGCUAGCCCUAUCCCUAAUAUCCCAAAGAACCCUCUAAUCGACCCCUUUACUUACAGGGAUAGCAUGUGUGGUUAAUUCUAUUUGGUCCUGUUUAAAUAAUUAUUAGUAUAGUUUAGAGAUACAGCGUGGAAAGAAGCCCUUCGGCCCACCGAGUUCGCUCUGACCAGUGAUCUCCGUCCAUUAACAUUAUCCUACAUGCACUAGGGACAAUUUAUACCAUACCAAGCCAAUUAACUGACAAACCUGUAUGUCGUUGGAGUGUGGGAGGAAACUAAAGAUCUCGGAAAAAACCCACGCGAUCACAGGGAGAAGGUACAAACUCCAUACAGACCUACGGGAUUGAACCCGGGUCUCCUAUGCUGCAAGCACUGUAAGGCAGCAACUAGACUGCUGCGCCACCGUGCUGCCAAACCUAUUUGUCCAUGUGCCCCUCUGUUACACCCCCCACCCUAACUUGCCCCCUCCCUCCCCCUCCACAUAUUUGUGAGAAGGUUUUGGAAAAUCACUUGCAAUUACUCGUGACCUCUUUCAUCUUUAUUCCACUUUGAUUAUCCUUUUAUUUCUGUUGUUUGUAAAUGCACCUUCCCUUUCCACUUGUAUUUUUCACAGCCCUUUCAAUCUCUCUUUGAAGACAACAUAAUCCAAAUAUCUACCAUUAUUUAACAGUUGAUCCCCAGGAAUACUGUCAGCAAAUAUUGCCAUUUAGAUCUGAAACAAAAAUUUGCAAUUUUGGAAUAAAAAAGACACAAAGUGCUGGAGUAAUUCCACGAGUCAGGCAGUAUCCCUGGAGAACAUGCAUCGGUGACCUUCGGGUCGGGACCCUGCGUCAGACUGAUUUUACAUUUGUGAAUCCUGUCAUUUGAAUGCAGGAAAUCUGUUUAUUUGUCAGGAAACCACUGCUUAUAAUACUGUCCUGUUCAUACAAUAUUUAUUCAUAACAGUAAUAAAUUAUAUCCUGGGGGAAUUCAUGUAAGAAUUAAAUCAAGCUGAAGCAACCAGGAACCAUUGUAUAAUUUGAUAUAUCAUCUGACAAGUGCAAGUUAUUUCGACAGAUUUAUGUAUAUAUUUACCAAAUUACCUUUGAGAUCAUUGCAGAUUUAUCAUUAUUGUCAAUGUUUUUCUUUUAACUUCAUUUGCUGCAUAAACAUGAGCGCACGUUACAUUUUAAAAUUGAUGUUGUGUCAUCCAAAACUAAUUACUUGGGUCAUCAGAUUGUGUGUACAGUCUUGAAUUUAAAAAAAAUGUAGAUUAGAAAAUUACAGUUUUCAUGGCAAGGCAUUCAAAGUUGAUUAGGCCUAAAGAGCCAGUUUGAAUUAGUUUAUCUGUGUAUUGGUAUGUGGCUUUCUAGAGAGACAAUGGGAUAUAACCUGUAUUGUGAUAAUCUAUGUAUUGGAUGAUAUGGAUGUCAAAUGGCAUUUAAAUAGCUGGUGAAAUUGGGAAGUACAUCCUGUGAGUGACUAAAUCUGAAUUUAUGCCAGGCCAUAUGUCGAUCAGUUAAGCUUGUGCUUAAUUUCCAACUGUUAUCAAAUUUGUUGCUCCUUUCUUGCCAGGCCAGAGGCUGGGUAUUUUGGAGUGACUAUCCUGACUCACUAAAGCUUAUCUGCCAACCUAAAGUAUGAGUGAGAACAUGGUAGAGUGUCUGCCUGGAACAUCUGGUUCAGCAAUGCUCAGGAAGCACAGCAUCAUCAACCUCAUGCAUCUCUAUUGACUGGCAAUUACCUCCACCACUUCCUUCAUCAUUAACACUGUCUACCAUACAUACUGCAACUUGUCACCAAGACCCCUUCCCCAGUACCAUCUCCACUUGCAACAUCUCAAGAAACAAAGUCAGUGAGUAUAUGAGAGAAAAACUAUCGCAAUAACCCCUCCAAGUUACACAUGAUACUUGAAACAGAGCACCAUUCCUUCAUUGUUACUGGUUAUAAAUAUAUUCAUGAAAAGAACUGCAGCAGGCAGCUCACUAUCCUUCCCAUCAGCUCUGUACAUUUCCAUGCCUCUAGUUUCCUUCUCACCUGACUCUCAAUCUGAAGAAGGGUCUCGACCCAAAAUGUCUCCUCUUCCUUCUCUCCAGGGAUGCUGCCUAACCCGCUAAGUUACUCCAGCAUUUUGUGUCUAUCUUCACUAUCCCCCCCCCCCCCCCC